AUGAUAAGAGCCACGCUGCUGGUAACGGGUGAAGGGCAGUACCCCGACGGAGCAGAGGAUCGACUCCCUCCACCCGACAGUCCCUACUACCUUGCCGAUCCCUCCCAGCUCUGUGUGCCAGAGCUGGACGAGGAUGACGCCGGCGGCGUUCGUGGCCCCGUCCUCUUCCCGCCACCUCCAAACUGCAGGAUCAGAGAGGUGCAUUGUGGGAAUCAGGUCCGGCUGGUGGUCGUCGCGAUAAGAGACAUCGGGAAGGGAGAGGAGAUAACGGUGGACUACAACCUGGCUGAAUGGGGAGAGAACGCCCUGGCUUUUCAUCGCGCCGUGUCACCGCGGGGGUUCGAAUGCGCCUUCAAUCCAGACAGCAGUAUUAAAAAGGAAGAAGACGUUGCUCCGUCUCUCCCUCUGUCCCUGACCGUGUCGGACUACCUCACGCCCUCCUGGUCUCUGUCUCCUUCCUCCUCUCCGCUCUCCCGCUCCGAGGCCAGCGACUCUGACCGGGAGGAUGAAGAGGAGGAGGAGGACGAGGAGGAAGAUGACGAAGAUGAGGACGAGGAGGAGGAGGAGGAACUCGAGGGCCUGAGGGGGUGCAUGAUGCGGCGGCGCAAGAAACGGAAAACGCCCGACAGCGCUGCGAAGAAGAAGCCGAGUCCGCUGUCCUUCCCGCCGCCGUCCUCUCACUUCCAGCCUCCGCUGGCCCCGCCCAGCACCAACAUCAACAACAACAUCAACAUAAACAUCAGCAGCGGCGGCGCCGCCAGCAGGAAGCAGCACUGCCCCCACUGCGGCCGCCACUUCCGCUCGCUGGCGCGGCACCUCGAGAAGCACCACGAGCACCAGCCGGAAAUACGUCACGCCAUGGAACUGUCGCACGCGCCGCGCGGCACACACACCUCCAACUCCACACACACGCACAGCGCACACUCGUUCACCUCGCCGCAGCCUUCGUCCUCGUCCUCUUCCUCGGCCGUGCCCUCUCUCUUCUCCCGAGACUCGUCCGGCUCCGCCCCGCCAGCCAUGUCCUUCUCCCUGUCCCUGUCCCCUCCCACGCUCCGCACGGCCUCCGAAAAGAGCCCCGCACCCCCCGUCGCCUCCCCCAGGAAGGCCGCGUCGUCCGCCCCGGCCGCUGCGAAGAAGUCUCCCGGCCCUCCGGCCAAAAGGGGGCGCCGGCCCAAGAGAGAGAAGGAAGAGAAGCCGAAGAAGCAGGAGGAACCGGAGCGAGGGAAAGAGGAAGCUCCGCCCACUCCCAAAGGGAACGAGGAGAAGGAGCGGGAGGAGGACGAGGAGCUGGAGGUGAAGGAAACCAAAGAGAACGAGAGCGGUGAGGACAAGAACGGAGCGAGCUCUCACGUGUCGCCGCUGCUCUCCUCUCUCUCCACUCUGGUUUUGUAUCUCCGGCGGCAGCAGCACUCGUCCUUCAUGUCCCUGUCUCGCUCCAGCGGCUCGGCCGAGUCCUGGCGCCUGCUGUGCCACUCCAGCCUGGCGCUGCUCAUCCUGUACAACCGGCAUCGCGAGUGCGAGAUGGCCAAGCUCACCAUCAGCGACUACCGCGCCCGCGUCGCCCCGUCCUCCAACUCUACCUCAUCCCUCGAGGCAUCCUUGUCGCCCUUCGAGCGGCAGGUGCUGUGCCACCGGCCCCGUGUGGGCGUUUUAGGGAAGCGAGGGCGCGUUCAGACCCUCAUUCUUCCCCCUCACUCGGAAUCCUGUCUGGAUCUGCUCCUGAAAACCUCCUCGGACGUGAACGUGGAUCCCGAGAGCCCGUUCGUCUUCUCUCGACCGUAUCAUUCCCCCGCCACGCCGCUGCGGGGCACCGACCUGCUGAGAGGACUGGCGCGUUCCAGCGGGGCCAAGAACCCCACGGCUCUGACCUCGCCCCGCAACCGGAGACAAGUGGCCAUUCUCACCCAGCUCCUGCUGAUGGACGAGGACGAGCGGGUGCGGCUGGAGCGCUUCCUGCACAGCGAGACCCGGCGCUGA
Molecule: messenger RNA, 1977 nt
Organism: Trichomycterus rosablanca
Lineage: Eukaryota; Metazoa; Chordata; Actinopteri; Siluriformes; Trichomycteridae
Product: apoptotic chromatin condensation inducer in the nucleus-like
Exons: 7
Coding region: 1-1977 (658 amino acids)
Molecular function (GO): protein binding
Source: RefSeq, a predicted model, not a curated record